AUGAGGGCCUUCUUCCCCCUCGUGGCCUUGAGCUCCCUUGCUCAGGUCACCCAGGCCCUCUACUUCUUUCUCGACGGCACUACCCAGAAGUGUUUCUACGAGGAGCUUCCUAAGGACACUCUGGUGGUUGGACACUACUCGGCAGAGGAGUAUGAUGACCAGAGACACGCCUGGUGGAAGCAUGAUGGCAUCAGCAUCUUUAUUACUGUGGAUGAACUCUUCGACAACAACCACCGCAUAGUAACGCAGAAAGGUGGCGCAGGCGGCCGCUUUACCUUCACUGCCGCCGAGGCUGGCGACCACAAGAUCUGCUUCACUCCCUCCUCUGACAGCGGCAAGACGGCCUGGCUUAGCACCUCCAAUCCCAAUGGCGGCAUCAAGCUGACCCUCGACAUGACCAUCGGCGAGACCAGCGUGAUCGAGAGCUCCGACAAGGACAAGCUGGAGGAUAUCCAGUCGAGGAUCAAGGACCUGAACUCGCGGCUGCAGGAUAUUCGCAGAGACCAGGUCUUCCAGAGGGAACGAGAAGCCGAAUUCCGCGACCAGUCUGAAGCUACGAACUCGCGCGUGGUCCGGUGGAUGCUUAUCCAAUUGGUUGUUCUCGGCGGUACUUGCGCCUGGCAGCUCUCUCACCUCCGAUCCUUCUUCAUCAAGCAGAAGCUUACUUGA
Messenger RNA from Cryphonectria parasitica EP155, 669 nucleotides. RefSeq lists its product as uncharacterized. Bases 1 to 669 code for a protein of 222 amino acids. NCBI's taxonomy places the organism in Eukaryota, Fungi, Ascomycota, Sordariomycetes, Diaporthales, Cryphonectriaceae. Gene Ontology annotation, biological process: Golgi organization; endoplasmic reticulum to Golgi vesicle-mediated transport; intracellular protein transport. The record is from RefSeq and is a predicted model, not a curated record. Gene Ontology annotation, cellular component: endoplasmic reticulum; COPII-coated ER to Golgi transport vesicle; endoplasmic reticulum-Golgi intermediate compartment. The transcript has 3 exons.